GAGAGCAGCUCACUGAAGUUAGACAUGGCUCACUGUCUACAGUGAGUCACAUGGAUGCCACAGACCUCUAUCUUCUGUAAAUCCGCGAGCUUCUCUGAAGACAAAAGUAAGCGAAACUUCUGGUUUCUGCUUCCUCAGGUGUGGCGUUUCUUGACCGUAUGAGGAAGCCCGGAUCCGGGCGCACCUGUGAGCUGACGUCACACUGAGAGUACCUGAGUCAGCUCUCGGAACUGCUCGCAUUCAGAAGCUCAAACUCCUUACAGAGUACAGAGGAGACGCUGCGCACCGGAAUACAAAGAAAGUUGUUUUUUUUUCCUACGAGAAGGAUUUUAUAAGAGGCUUACAACACAAAUGGGGACCGCCUGGUUUGCGGUUUUGGGCGUUUUAUUCGUCAUUUUCCAGGCCGCAGCUGCAGAGGAGUCAUCAUGUGUACCUGGAUUUGAGUCAGAGCUGUUAAUAUUCGAAACGACCAGAAAACACCUGAAGCAAGGCACACGAUUGGGCAAAGUUGGCUUCAGUGACUGCACAGGCCGUACCAGAUUUCUUUUCACCACAGAUGACAGCCGCUUUGUGGUCCAAACAGAUGGAGUAGUAACGGUAAAGAGACAAGUUGUCCUUCAUGAGGGUCACCGGGACUUCUUCAUCCACUCCUGGGACUCACAGGGUCAGAAGUUGACUGUACCCGCCAUGGUGCUGUAUGUUGGACAUCAUCAUGGGAAUAACCAUCCAAAUAGUGAGCAGCACCACAACAUCCAGCUUCAUGAUCAGGUUGAGAUGGACUCUGCCACUAAACAGGAUGCUCCUCAGGUUCCCAUUCUGAAUUUCCCAAGACCUAAUCCAGGACUGAAGAGGAGGAAGAGAGACUGGGUUAUCCCUCCUCUUAGUGCUACUGAGAAUAGCAGAGGACCUUAUCCCCUGUGGCUUGCUCAGAUUCGCUCUGAUGAAGAUAAAGUGAAGAAGAUCAUUUACAGAAUCACUGGUCCUGGAGCUGAUCAGCCUCCUGUUAAUCUUUUCACCAUGGAUAGAGACAAUGGUAAUCUGUAUGUCACACAGGAACUGGACAGAGAGAAACAGGACAAGUACACGCUUAAAGCCCAUGCUGAGUCAGUUGGAGGUGGUGCAAAUGCAGAGGACCCUAUGGAAAUUAUAAUCAAUGUAAUUGACCAGAAUGACAACAAACCUGUUUUCAAUCAAUCUACCUAUAAUGGAGAAGUUCCAGAGGCCUCGAAAAAAGGUUUUGAGGUGAUUAAGGUUUUGGCCACAGAUGCUGAUCAGCCAAAUACUGACAACUCUGAUAUCAGGUACCGUAUAAUGAGUCAGACUCCAGAGGAGCCCAGUCCCAACAUGUUUAACAUCAACCCAAUAACUGGACUCAUCAUCCUCAACCAAGCUGGACUGGACCGAGAGAAAAAUUCUCUGUACACACUGGAUGUUCAGGUAGCUGACUUGAAAGGAGAAGGUUUGACUGGAUUUACCAAAGUGUUUAUCAAAGUGAUGGACAGCAACGAUCACGCUCCAGUCUUUACGGAGGCCUCUUACACGGCCACAGUUGAAGAGAAUAAAGUAGACGCUCUAGUUGUUAAGAUGUUGGUGACGGACGGUGAUGAGCCUCAAAGCCCAGCCUGGAAUGCAAAGUUCAAGAUCAUUGAUGGAAAUAAAGAAAAUCUGUUUACUGUGGAAACAGGAACAAACAAACAAGAAGGAAUCAUCACUACUGCUAAGGGUCUGGACUUUGAGAGAGUCAGUAAGCACACUCUGCUGGUCACCGUGGUGAAUGAGGAGCCUUUCGCUGUUUCAUUGAUCACUUCCACUGCUACAGUGGUGGUGACUGUGGAGGAUGUCAAUGAACCUCCCAUCUUUGCUCCAAAAGAGGAACGGGUUUCUAAACCUGAGGAUCUUGCUGUGAACAGCACUGUGGUGCGGUACACAGCUUCUGAUCCAGACAUUGGACGCAAACAGAAAGUCACGUAUAAAAUGCUCAAAGACCCAGCUGGCUGGCUUCACGUUGAGAGGGACACUGGUGUGAUAAAAGUGAGAAAAGACAUGGACAGAGAAUCUCCAUUUGUCAAAGAGGAGAAAUACACAGUCCUGAUUGGUGCAUAUGAUGAUGAUCAGAUCCCAGCUACAGGAACUGGAACUCUGAUCAUUACACUUGAGGACGUCAACGACAACGGCCCCGUCAUUGAGGAUCGUUUAAUUAAUAUGUGUAACAAGAAGACAGUUCCUCAGCUGCUGACUGUAACAGAUGAAGAUGGACCAGGCUUUACUUUUCCAUACAGCGUUGUCUUACAGGACACUGCUAAGGCCAACUGGACCGCGAGGAUGAACGACAACAAAACUGCUAUUAUUUUGACUUUGACACGUGAGCUGGAGAGUGGAACUUACACGGUGGGUAUGGUGGUUUCAGACAACCAGCUCAAGAGUCUACUCAACACAAUCAAAGUUGAACUGUGUGACUGCAGUGGAGAAGAAGUGAGCUGCAAAGACAAAGUUAUUGCUGGCUCCAGCAUGCCGGUCAUCCUGGGAAUACUCGGUGGCGUCCUCCUGCUACUCAUGCUGGUCCUGCUGCUGCUACUGUUGGCAAAUAAAAACAAGCCAAAGAAGGAACAACCUUUGCUCCUAGACAACGACAUCAGAGAUGACAUCUUUUUCUAUGAUGAGGAGGGAGGCGGAGAGGAGGACCAGGACUACUUUGAUCUGGGUGUUCUCCACCGUGGUUUGGACAACCGUCCCCACGUGGUCAGGGAUGAAGUGGUUCCAGUUUUUCAGUCACGGCCUUUUGUGUACACUCGGCCCGCUAACCCAGAAGAUAUUGGUGGCUUCAUUGAUGAUAACCUGAAGGCGGCAGAUAACGACCCGACUGCUCCCCCCUACGACUCCCUGCUGGUGUUUGAUUAUGAAGGAGGCGGUUCUGAAGCUGGAAGCAUUUCAUCUCUGAACUCGUCAAGCGAUGGAGACCAGGACUAUGACUGCCUCAGCGACUGGGGCCCUCGCUUCAAGAAACUGGCAGACAUGUAUGGAGGAGGAGAUGAUGAUGACAUGAUGUAAAUGGAGCAGUACUGAGGAAAAGUAGCCUCAUGAGUUUAAGUGUGCUGAAGUGAAGACAUCAGUGAGAUGUUGUUUUGUGAAUUUUAGUUCAGCCAAUUUGGCAUUUGAGCAACUGCAGAGUUUGGCUUUAUGAGUUUUCCCCAUUAGAGAAGUCUUUCUGAGCCUUUUAUUUUGUUUUGUUUUAGGCUGGCCAAAAAUGUUUUAUUUGUAGCUUACUGAAAUAGUGGUCUCAUACACUGAAAGAUUUGCAGUAUCACUGGUUUAAAAAAAAAAAAAAACUAGUGUGGAGCUGGUAAAAUAAAGUACUUUUUUUUAAUCUCUUUUGCAUUCUGUGUUUAUAGUUUUGUUUAAAUGAUGGAUUAGAAACAUUUCAGAAAUAUGAAAUCCUGGUAGCCAGCCAAAGGCGAGUCAACCUGUGGACUACAUCUGAGUUGAUAAUAUAUGCUUCUUGUACUGCUUUACUAAAUCUUGAUGCAAUAAUUUCUGAUGUAUGGUAAAAGGUUAAAUGUCAUGUUUCACUUUUUAUAUAUAUAUAUAAAGUUAUACAUUUUA
Poeciliopsis prolifica (blackstripe livebearer) is the source of this 3600-nucleotide messenger RNA. Its product is annotated as B-cadherin-like. Lineage: Eukaryota; Metazoa; Chordata; Actinopteri; Cyprinodontiformes; Poeciliidae. Gene Ontology annotation, biological process: cell morphogenesis; multicellular organism development; calcium-dependent cell-cell adhesion. Gene Ontology annotation, cellular component: adherens junction; cytoplasm; catenin complex. The record is from RefSeq and is a predicted model, not a curated record. Gene Ontology annotation, molecular function: calcium ion binding; cadherin binding.